This is a messenger RNA of Owenia fusiformis, 974 nucleotides long. The record is from the annotation of a GenBank genome assembly. NCBI's taxonomy places the organism in Eukaryota, Metazoa, Annelida, Polychaeta, Sabellida, Oweniidae.
AAAAGGUAGAUGAAGGUGGUAUCUACAAAUCUAAAAGAUGUCAGGAAUAUGGAGCAGAAGUGCAGAGAUUGGAUAAGCAUAAAUGCAAGUCAAAAAGUAGAAUUCCUUCUCUGUCACCUACAGACUCCCUUUUUAAAGAUAUGGAUCCUUUUCAGGAGUGGCUUACAAUAUCAGGGGGCCAAAAAACACUGGAAUCUGCAAAAAGAAUCACACACGAUGUCAAGUUUAUUAUGAAAUGUAUAAAUGACAAUGUGGAAUAUAAGCCUCUAGAGAGAGUAAACAUACAGAGGUAUUUCAUCACACCAGCGUUACAUGGAACAUUCAAAAAUAUAAAUAAAAGAGGCAACUACUAUUAAGGUAUACCUUGAAAGGUAUCAGUGCUUUUUUCCUAUCUUGAACUUGAACUCUCAACCAUUACAAGUGGAGAUUUUUCCACUUUCCAAAAACAGAACAGAAAAUGGUGCAAUGCACUAGUGGCGAUGAGUCAGAGAAGGCAGCUGGAUAAGCAAGCUACAGCUCAGGACCAGCUUCCAACAAAAAAAGAGCUGGCAUUAUAUUCGUCUUCUAAAUAUGUAUCCGAGACCAAGGCUUUAUUCCUUAAAUCUUAGGACAAGUUAGAUAACAGUUCAAUGUGCAGAAUGAGGAAUUACCUCACAACGGAAAUUGUGCUCGCUAGCACAUUAAGAGCUGGCCCAAAGGGGAAUUUGUGUGCUAGGCAUGUUAUGGCAUGUAAUAAUUCAAUAUCCAGCACUUAAGCACUUUUGUGUAUCAUGUAAGUACAUUUAAACUUGUGUAAUCAGAACGCCAUUGGGACCAGCUAAAAAUGUUUGGAUUAGAAGGUGUUCAGAUUAGACAGGUUUUGCAUCCUUGAUAUUCUUGAUUUUGCUGUAAUAUGAAUAAUGUAGUUGAAAUUAUAUUUCAGGGUAACUGAUGAUGAUGAAGGAGGCUGAUAUGCAGAAUGGAAAAGUGAAGAU